UGUGGGCUAGAGCAUAUAUAGGUCUGCAGUGCAGACAAGUUUAGUUUGUGUUUUCUGGUUCAGAUGGAGGAUAUUGUUUGAGAUACGUUGACGACAAUUACGAAAAUGUCUCUGACAGUCACCUUGUUUUUAUCUGUUCUUCUUAAUCUCUGCAAUCUUGUUUCAAGUGAAGAUGAACAGAAGUUUAAAGGUGAGAAUUUCACCGUUAAGUGCCCUACAGCUGACCAAAAGGCGCUGGGUGUGUAUCUGCUGAGCAGACGAGAGUUCAUCCGUGAAGUUCUCUAUUACUAUUUUAAUAACAGCAAGUUAACUAUACAUGAAGACUACAAAGGACGCGUUGAAGUCAGUGUUGAGAAAAAAACUCUGACCAUAAACAUCUUUAACCUACAACAGAAGGACACUGGGGCUUAUUGGUGCACUUGCAACAUUUUUAAUGCCAACUGCCACAUGACAACAGAAACAGGAGUUUUUAUUUUUGUUAAUGAGAUCCCAAUUAAAUCAGCUCCUUCCACUGCUAAUAAUGCCACUGGCAUGAGGGAUUUUCUGAUACCAGUGACAGCUCUGACAGCUGGGAGUGUGCUGUUACUGCUGAUCUUGGUGGCUGUAGUGUGGAUGGUACCCAAGAUAAAGGAACACCGCAGAAGAAAGAGGGAAGAAGAGAGAAGACAUGCUAAUGGAAUAUACGAGGACAUGAGGUGUAAGAAAAAUGGCUUCUAGACAUGUACGCACAGAAAUAUACUUGGUGGGAUUUCUGUAUUCAAAAUUUGCCCAUGAAGCCACAUGUGGUGGUGUUUGCUCCCGCAAUAUUAUUUGCAAAAAAUCUCUUUAUAAAUAUAAUGUAAAUUCUCUUUUACAAUGUUGAUUUCUGAAAACCUUGUCAUAUAGUUUCUGAAGUGUUUUUAAUUUUGUAACUGUUUAGGCUGUUAGCAAGUUCAUCUGAUUUGUUUUUUUCUUCUUCUUUGUUUUCAUGUUUGACCUAUUUCUGCUGAAACUUGGCAACUGACAUGUUCAAGGACAUGUUAGUUCCUCUUUUGUAAACAGCUUAAAUUUUAGAAUCUUUUUAAAAUUCGUCUCAGUCCUCUUAUGUCUUCUGUAAGUAAGUUAUCUUCUGUAAUUUUUGUUAUUUUGUGUAUUUUACUAAGCUUUUCAUGUUAGUUAGUCCAUUAGCAUUAAAUGAGUGAUUGGGUUUGGCCUGUAGCUGAAACUUGAAUCCAAUGUUUAAUUAUUUUACUUCAGCUAUAUUAUCUGUGCAUUUGUUUAAUAACAUUUUUAAAAUGAACAAAUAUACUUAUGUGGACUCUAGACGCAUAUCUGAUGUACCUUUUGUCAGAGUAAGAGUGAGACAGAGACCCAAUAGCAGAAGAACAGUUCAAAGGAUUUAUUAACAACAAAUGUCAACAUAAACUGCACUGGCAAUGAAUAGGAAUCCCAGCAGCGGCUGCAGUAGCAGGAGGCGAGGAACAAGUUUGUGUGCACGUUGUGGCCGCCCAGCGGGCAAAGGAUGAGUGUGAUCAUAGACAGGUGUAU
Myxocyprinus asiaticus (Chinese sucker) is the source of this 1527-nucleotide messenger RNA. RefSeq lists its product as uncharacterized. The record is from RefSeq and is a predicted model, not a curated record. Gene Ontology annotation, biological process: adaptive immune response. NCBI's taxonomy places the organism in Eukaryota, Metazoa, Chordata, Actinopteri, Cypriniformes, Catostomidae. Gene Ontology annotation, molecular function: signaling receptor activity. Gene Ontology annotation, cellular component: membrane. The transcript is spliced from 4 exons. Bases 106 to 717 code for a protein of 203 amino acids.